AUUAAUAACACUGCCUCUUUAACUAUGUUAUUGUACCUUUAGUUAUCCUAAACUAGCUGAGCAAUGACUAGAGGCUCCUUGUUAUGAAAGAAUCUUUUCAUUUUUAUUUAUUGACAUACUGUGAAAGCUUGUCGUUGUCUCAAGUGGACCCCUCUGCCAGAGAGCAUUGCCAGUCUCACAACAGCCUCCUUAGACCCUACUGUGUUAUUUUGAACUAUUUCUACACUGUUUCAUGUGUUGCACUGUCAACACAGUCCACAUCCCUCCUUUAGUGGGAUCUCAGCUACGCUGCAAUAAUUAACAUAUUAUUGGACGUCACUCCAAUAGCUCCCCAUUGCAUGCAGCAACACACAGUAAUCUAUGAUACAGCGCUCUCUCAACGUCUCUCAGUACUGGGUCGGUCUGAAAGUUGGAGGAUGAUUCUGUUCUGGCUGGAGUGGAGUGUGUGGUGAAUCUCCUUGGAACUUUCUGAAAGUACUUGUAACAGCAGGAAGUUCUCCAAAAGAACCCAGCAACGAUUUACAUUUCCAUAGCACCAAAACCUUCCAAAGCUCUUCACAGGUGUGCUGUCAACAAAAUUUGUCACCAGGCAGCAGCUUUAACACAACCACUUUCUGCUCCGAAAAAGAACAAAGGGACGACAGGUUGAGAAGUUUGGGAAAGAGUGAAGAUUAAAUUUGUGAAGAUUUAUUAAACUGACCGCAACAGUGCGUCGACAAUUGAAAUCUUGGCUUGUUGGGAUCCAAGAGAAACAUGGCAGAGGUAGAAGGUGCCCAGGAAAUUACCAAACAGGGACUAGAAGAACAUCCAGUCAUGAUAUCCCCUAGUGUGUGUGAAAAUCAAGACGUGCCAAAUAAAGAGGAAUCUGGAGAUCUCACAAUAAAUGAAGAACCAUUUGAGAUUAGCAAAGCAAUUGAAGAAACAAUGGCUAUGGAGGUGCAACUGGCAAAAGCAACUGGUGCAGAGAUUACUGUUGAAGAAGAACAAGUGACUGAAAGAAAUGAAGUUCUUGGAGGUAAAGGAGAUCCAGGUCUCAAGGCAAGAAAUGAAAACAAUGAAUCUGAAGAGAAUAUCUCAGUGCAGACUGCAAUGGAACCUGAAGAAACCUCCUUACAGGCUGAUGUUGAACUUAAGACAGAACAAUCAGACCAAGACCCUUGUAGAGAAGAACUGUCUAUUGAUGGUCGAUCUAUACAAGAUGGUCAAAUUAAUCUCCAAGAAUCAGAAAGCCAGGGGUACAGAGAGGAGAUUGAAGCAUUAACGGCAAUGGAGAACAUUGGACUCUCCACUUCUGUGGAUGGUUCAAUGAGAGAAAACAUUCAAGGAUGUGAAGACUCCCAGGUACAAUGUAUAGCUGAGGUAGGAAGAUCCAAGACCACUGGAAAAGCAGAAGCCAUUCCAACUGGUUCAGGGGGUGCAACGGAUAUUCUGGUUAAAGCAGGAGUUGAGCCUGAUUGUCAAGAAGUAUCGGAUAGUACAAAUGAGACUCCUACAGGUGUGAACAAUAGUGACAUGCAAGAAGAAUGUUGCAAAGAUGCCAAACAUAUUGCAGGGCAGACAGAGUUGCCAGUCUACUCAGAUACGGAUAAUGGCUCAAUGGUAGCUAGCCAAGAUGAUGGUAAGUCAAGCGAAGGUGACAUAUUGGUUAAGGAAACACAAGGAGGAGCUGCUGAUACAUGUGUGUGUUAUGAUGAAGAGCUGCCAACAGAAAUCAAAACUGGACUGAAAGCCCCAGCAGAGAUUGACUUGAAAAUAUUGGAAAACAUCGACGCAGAUUUAGAAACCCAAAAUAAAGGUGUCGGAAAAGGGCGACAAACUUCUGCCAUGGGUUCGGAAGAAAGUCGAGAUACUUGCCAAGCGCACGCUCCAACGUGCUUGAGAAAUCUUCCAGAAUGUCUCGAAAACUCAGCUGAGAAUCAGGGCACACACUUAGAUCCAUUAGCAGAAGGGACAGGUGAAAUUCCAGUCAGCACAGCAGAUAAAUUAUCUGGAAAAAUGGCAGAAGAUGCUGAAGAAGAACAAGCAAUCUCAAACACCUCUGCACGCUCUCAGGCAACUGAAAUAGUGGAAAAGGUGGAAGAACAUGUGCCCCAUCCAGGCAAUUUGAUCAAGGCCAGCCAAGCCACGGAAUCACCAUCGAGAAGCCCCAGGGAGAAUGCAGGAGUCAGCAAUACUGGUCUGGAACAACAAUGCAAGACAGGAAUAUCAGAAUCUGAGGAUCAAGACAUACCUUAGCUAACAGAACUAGGGGACAAUCAGAUGAUAGUAGCAAGUGAACAAUAGGUAACCUGAUAUUUCUCUUGAUCCUUUGCAGUAUUUACUCAAGAAGCAUAGUUAAACUGGUUUGUUGAUAGAAUGCAUUUGCAUGCCAGAAGUGAACUUAAAUGGUAACAUUGUCAAAUGCUUCUGAUAAUGCAGCAAGUUAAAGCUGAUUCUCAGUUAUAGCUCAGUACAUAAAUGAUAGGUUUUCACUUGGGGUGAAGACCAAUUAUAAAAGGAAGUAAACCUUCCUUGUAGCUCCUGUACCUAGGAGAGACGCUAUAUCACUGACACAAUGACCUGGAGUUUGCAACAGAAGUACUGGUGAGGCUGCCAGCCACCAAAAAACCCCCCCAACAUUUCAAUUUAUAUUUCCUGCUUUAGGGGCUGCAUUCCUCGGAGUGUUCUUCAAGCUGAUCGGUGGAAGAAUCAUUCUGUUGCUUGCUCCGCUGUCGCACAAUGCAAAUUCCUUGGGAAGGAGAUCAUGUUGAAAGGGGUCCCAAAAUACUUUAAAUUGCCGCUCAACGGCCAAAGCACUCUGAGGACAAGCACUGUUCCUUUGUUAUUGACUACAAAAUCUAGGCCAAUUUGUUCCGCUUAGCAGUGAUGGACACUCAACUACAGAACGCAUUGUGAUAGCCAACUCCUCACCUGCAUCAAAAGUGUUUCUUCUUUUAACAUUACACAAUAUUUCAGAUAUACUGCAUUUAAGAAAUAUCUCUGGUCGGUUGGUUUGAGAGGUCAGGCUUUCUAAGCGUAAACAUGGACUCACACAGUCAUCAUUAAAAUAAUUUUGUAGUCUCCCUAGUCUUCAUAUUCAAUUCCUAAGAUGAGCUACAAGGUAGGGGAGAGCAAAUGGUGAGGUCCCAUUGUGCACACAUUGCCUCCUCGCUCAGCUAUGAGGUAGUGUAUGGGUGAACAAUAUUAGAGAUUAACGAUUAAUACAUUUACACUGCACAAAAUAACCUAUGCAUUUCAAAUUCUAUUAUGUGCUUAAAACUUGGAAUUAACAAAACCUGCAAAUUCAGUAAAUCCUGCAAAGUACUGCAGAUACCUACCUGCAAAUAGAGCUUUAGACUGUAAUUGAUUAUAUAAAUAGUCUUAGCCUUCUGAUGGAUACAUCCAUGUUUAAUCUUUUCUAUAAUUAAAAUCGAUAUUUUGUUA
Molecule: messenger RNA, 3423 nt
Organism: Chiloscyllium plagiosum (whitespotted bambooshark)
Lineage: Eukaryota; Metazoa; Chordata; Chondrichthyes; Orectolobiformes; Hemiscylliidae
Source: RefSeq, a predicted model, not a curated record